Molecule: messenger RNA, 1145 nt
Organism: Branchiostoma belcheri (Belcher's lancelet)
Lineage: Eukaryota; Metazoa; Chordata; Leptocardii; Amphioxiformes; Branchiostomatidae
Product: vegetative cell wall protein gp1-like
Exons: 3
Coding region: 16-1044 (342 amino acids)
Source: RefSeq, a predicted model, not a curated record
UGAGAUCAUUCACAGAUGGCCAACCGCCCUGAACCGGUUGCCACUCCCCCCUCAGUAGUGUCCAGUCCUCCGGUCACUCCUGUGGUCAUUACUCGCCAGUGCGUGGUCCAGAGAAGGUCGUCUUCCAACAUCCUCUCCGACAAACGUCUUCGUCAGACAACUGCAGGGUCGUCCCAACCGUUCUUCUUCGUAACCACCAGAGUUCCUCGAACUGCAAGGAUGAAGGUAGCAGGGUUCAUUCUGUCGGUGCUACUGAUGCACGUCCUGACUGUUCAUGGUGUGCCUGUAAAGGAAGCAUCACGAAAGGAUCGAGUCCGUGAAUUGGAUCCACCAUAUGAGUACCCAAAAGAGCCAGCAGCACCUGCGCCUGCGCCUGUUCCAGCACCUGCGCCUGUUCCAGCACCUGCGCCUGUUCCAGCACCUGCACCUGUUCCAGCACCUGCACCUGUUCCAGCACCUGCGCCUGUUCCAGCACCUGCGCCUGUUCCAGCACCUGCGCCUGUGCCAGCACCAGCACCCGCGCCUGUUCCAGCACCUGCGCCUGUGCCUGCACCUGCACCUGUGCCAGCACCUGCACCUGCGCCUGCACUUAACCCUGUUCCCGCACUUUCAGCUUAUCCGUAUCCCUCCUACCCAUCUUCCUACUCCUACCCAUCUUCUGCCUCAUCCUACCCAUCUCCCUCCUCUUACUCCUACCCAUCUCCCUCCUCCUACCCAUCUCCCUCCUCUUACUCCUACCCAUCUCCCUCCUCUUACUCCUACCCAUCUCCCGCCUCCUACCCAUCUCCCGCCUCCUACCCAUCUCCCUCCUCUUACUCCUACCCAUCUCCCGCCUCCUACCCAUCUCCCGCCUCCUACCCAUCUCCCUCCUCUUACUCCUACCCAUCUCCCUCCUCCUACCCAUCUUCUUACCCAUCUUCUGCCUCAUCCUACUCAUACCCAUCUUCUGCCUCCUACCCAUCUCCCUCCUACUCUUACCCAUCUUCUGCUUCAUCCUACUCAUACCCAUCGUCUGCAUCGUAUUCUCCUUAUCCAUCUUAUUAAAAGAAAAGCUUCAGGACUCUCACAUCCAAAAAUACCGAUAUGCCCUGCAGCAGCCUUGUUUCUGGUCAGAAUAGUAUAUGAGACAGUCCAUGAGAUGAUUG